CAUGAAACCAGCUAGGGGCGCCAUACUGGCGCAGCUGGUGCUUUUGUUUGCGACGCUCGGAACUUUUACACAGGCUUUAGAGUUUGAGAUGCAAUCCCAGAUUAAAUGUGUUUACGAGGAGAUUAAUAACAAUGUGAUCGUAGUUGGAGACUACAGAUCGCUGAGCAAGGACCUUAACCAGCCGAGCCCACCGGUCACAGUCAAGGUGGAAGACCCCCACGGAACAGUUUUGCAUGAGGCAACAGGCAAGACGGAAGGGCAAUUCGCGUUCACAAGCAAGACGGCUGGGGAGUACAAGGCUUGUUUCUCGGUUCUAGACAUUCAAACCGCUUACCAGACCAAGCUAAAGCUGGACUGGCGCACGGGUGUGGCCGCAACUGAUUGGAAUGCAAUUGCAAAGAAGGAGCAUCUGGACGCCCUCACGGUCGAGUUGCGAAAGCUGGAGGACAAUAUUCGCGAGGUGUACAAUGAGAUGCUGCAACUGCAGCAGCGCGAGCAGGAGAUGCGCAACAUCAGCGAGGAGACCAACACCCGGGUCGCUUGGUUCAGCAUUGCCUCCCUCGGCGUGUGCGUGGCUUCGGCGCUGGUGCAGCUCUGGUACCUCCGCCGCUUCUUCAAGCGGAAGAAGCUGCUGUGAGCGCCGCGUUGGCAACCUUGCGUUGUGGCGACAGCGGCUGCGGCGGCGACACAUUGGACCGGACCGGAUGCCGUGGGUUGGGGUGGGCAAGGGGGGAAUCUUUCUUCACUGGGCCACAAAAUGUCUGUGAAUACAGCAGCACCUUGUGUUUGAUGUGAUGAUUUGAAGCAGCUGGUACUUGUCCGGACGCACCAGUGUGGCGGCGGCAGCGGUGAUGCCGUUCGG
Molecule: messenger RNA, 862 nt
Organism: Volvox carteri f. nagariensis
Lineage: Eukaryota; Viridiplantae; Chlorophyta; Chlorophyceae; Chlamydomonadales; Volvocaceae
Exons: 5
Coding region: 2-637 (211 amino acids)
Biological process (GO): endoplasmic reticulum to Golgi vesicle-mediated transport; Golgi organization; intracellular protein transport
Cellular component (GO): endoplasmic reticulum-Golgi intermediate compartment; endoplasmic reticulum; COPII-coated ER to Golgi transport vesicle
Source: RefSeq, a predicted model, not a curated record